AUGUCAAGGUACAUGAAUCUGACAGUUGUUGAGGUGCAGGGUCCUGACCGAAUUCUUGCUAGAGAAACUCCAGGUCCUACUGCAUCUGAUGAGACUAUGGAAUAUGUUUCUUUUUUUAAAGAAAUGAAUGAUUAUUUUAAUAAUGAUGUUUUAACUUUUGAGAGUCACUCUCCUAAACCUAAUGAGAUUUGUGCAGCACUUCAUAGUCAAAAUAAUAAAUGGUAUAGAGUACGAGUCAGAGAGAUCCUGAUGACCUUGAGUGGUGCCAAAGCAGAUUGUUUGUUUUUGGACACUGGCGAAAAACAAAUGGUCCAAACAGUAAAAAUUCAGAAAAUUCCUGAAAGAUUUCUGACCCUUCCAUUUCAAAUAAAAGUUUUUGCUUUGUAUGGUCUUCAGCCACUCUCUCUUGUUCUUGACUCCACAAUGAGAGUUUCCAACAGGCCUUGCAAGAAAUGGGAUAAAUCUGCAGCUACUUACAUUAAAAAGAUGAUUAACCAUGCAAGUGCCAUCCAAGCUGUAAUAAAAUCCAAGGGAGAAGGAAGUGUGCUGCUUACUAUGAUUUAUCUCAGGUUCUUUGACAAUGAUGAAAUCGUGUCACUCAAUGAUGAACUGAUUAAUAAGGGUUAUGCCAUCAAAGAUCCUCAACUCACAAAACUCUCAGAUAAAGAAACAAAUGCUUUCCUACAAGAUGAUUUGCUGACAAAAGAUGGUUUGAAAUAUUGGCCCUUUUUUUCUCUCUCUCUCUCUCUCUCUCUCUCUCUCUCUCAUAAACCAUUUUGA
Molecule: messenger RNA, 780 nt
Organism: Acanthosepion pharaonis
Lineage: Eukaryota; Metazoa; Mollusca; Cephalopoda; Sepiida; Sepiidae
Source: the annotation of a GenBank genome assembly